AUGAAAACAGAUAAAAAUCUUAUGAAAAAAGAAGAAAACGAAGGGCCAUCAACAGGAAUAGUAGAGAAAGAUAUUCGAGAUUUUGCAAAGAACGUUGAGACCUGUUUAAAUUCAUUCGCCUAUGAGGCUUUUGAUCGUGAAAAAUUAGCAAAUCGAAUUGAGGAUUGUUUGGUUGCAGCUGAAGAACUUGGCACUUUAAACAAACUGGUUUCUAGCGAUAUUAAAACAGUUAAUAAGUCAGUGGCAACUAUCAAUACACAGAUUGGUCAGCUUGACGUAUUAUUUCGGAAUAUUGAUCGUUUAGUAGAAUAUAUUCAGGAAAAAAAACGGCUUGUAAAUCAGUUUGAAUCGGAAUUGGACAGAGCUGAAAAAUUAUUGAAUCAAAGAUAG
Molecule: messenger RNA, 390 nt
Organism: Dracunculus medinensis (Guinea worm)
Lineage: Eukaryota; Metazoa; Nematoda; Chromadorea; Rhabditida; Dracunculidae
Source: the annotation of a GenBank genome assembly